AUGAUUCGCAGCCUUAUUCUUGCGUUCUCUGUCUGUGCCUGCACUCAAGCCCUUCUUUUUGGACUCGUCGGAACUGAACAAUCGACUGCUGUCACCGGAAAACUUACAUGUCUUGGAAAACCAGCCGCAAAUGUGAGAGUCAAGCUUUACGACAAGGAAGCCACAUUGGACGUUCUUUUGGCCGAAGGAACCACUAAUGAGGAAGGAGAAUUUCUUCUUUCCGGACACAAAGUGGAAGUCAGUACCAUUGAUCCAAAACUCAACAUUUACCACAAGUGCAAUUACAAUGGAAUCUGCUACAGAAAAUCGUCUUUGACCAUUCCUGAUAAUUACGUUACCGAGGGAGUUACACCAAACAAAACUUUCAAUAUUGGUGUUAUCAAUCUCGCCAACAAGUUCAGCGGAGAUUCCACCGACUGCCUCAACUAA
Messenger RNA from Caenorhabditis bovis, 429 nucleotides. The record is from the annotation of a GenBank genome assembly. NCBI's taxonomy places the organism in Eukaryota, Metazoa, Nematoda, Chromadorea, Rhabditida, Rhabditidae.